This is a messenger RNA of Aspergillus novofumigatus IBT 16806, 1459 nucleotides long. Its product is annotated as 4'-phosphopantetheinyl transferase family protein. Gene Ontology annotation, molecular function: holo-[acyl-carrier-protein] synthase activity; magnesium ion binding. The coding region runs from base 240 to 1337 and encodes 365 amino acids. Lineage: Eukaryota; Fungi; Ascomycota; Eurotiomycetes; Eurotiales; Aspergillaceae. Gene Ontology annotation, cellular component: cytosol. The record is from RefSeq and is a predicted model, not a curated record. The transcript has a single exon.
GAUUCACCAUGUCUCAUAGCAUAUGCAUUGGAUGUUACUGCGUUUGAUGAUGACGGAUAUGACUCGAUGACACUUUAUGACACUGCUUCUUUUUCUACUUUUCUUAUUUUGCCGUAGCAGAGCGAUCAAUUAAGCCUACGCAGCUAGCUCUCGGCCUCUCACCGUCCCUCCCCGUUUUUGAAGAUAUAGCUCUUUGCGUGCGAAUCCUUACUGCUUAGUUUGCAGCUUUCUCUGGAAAGAUGGGCUCUGUACAAAACGAGGGGAAACCCUCUCUUACGCGAUGGUAUAUAGACACGCGCCAAUUGACAGCGACGAAUCCGUCACUCCCAUUGUUGGAGACCCUCCAACAAUCGGACCAAGAGACAGUCAAGAAGUUCUACCACCUCAGGGACCGACACAUGUCCCUCGCCUCAAACCUGCUGAAAUACCUCUUCAUCCACCGCUCCUGCCGCAUCUCCUGGGACAAGAUCAGCAUCAGUCGCACGCCAGAUCCUCACCGCCGACCAUGCUUCAUCCCCUCUCCCGCCCUGACCGAGGCCACCGACGAGCCCAUCCCUAACAUCGAAUUCAACGUCAGCCACCAAGCAUCUCUCGUAGCGCUCGCAGGCACAAUCAUCCCACCGUCCCAGGCCGCAACCACCACCCCCGCAGCGGUAUUCGCCAACCCCAGCCCAUCCUCGGUCCCAGCCCCCUCCGUCCCACAGGUAGGCAUAGACAUCACCUGCGUGGACGAGCGGCGCGCACGCACCAGCUCCGCCCCAUCAACCCGCAACCAACUAGCCGAAUACGUCGACGUCUUCGCGGAAGUCUUCUCCCCGCGCGAGCUGGACACAAUCAAGAACUUGGGCGGGAGAUUUCCGGCUGACGCGCAGGAUGGCGAAGCGGUGGAGUACGGCCUCCGCUUGUUCUACACGUACUGGGCUCUCAAGGAGGCGUAUAUCAAGAUGACUGGCGAGGCACUUCUCGCGCCGUGGCUGCGCGAGCUGGAGUUUACGGAUGUUAUUGCCCCUGCCCCUGCCCCUGCGCCGGUGCAGGGCUCCGCCUCGGCGGGGGAUUGGGGCGAGCCGUACACUGGUAUCAAGACCUGGUUGUAUGGGAAGAGAGUGGAGGAUGUGCGGAUUGAGGUGGUCGCGUUUGAAAUGGGCUAUAUAUUUGCGACGGCGGCGCGGGGGCGGGAUUGGGACCGAGAGUCGGCCGUUGCCCGGGGAUGCGGGCGUCGCUGUCUCUGUAGAUCCCUGGAUGCAGAUGGAGAAGAUCGAUAUCGACAGGGACAUUGCGCCUUGUGCGACGGGUGUUUGUCAGUGUGUAAAGAAAUAGUCUUUGGAGAGUCUAUUUGAGCGUUGAAGCAUCUGGACGAAGCGAAGCGGGGGUAAAUGAAUAUCUAUUCAUUUUCACCCACACCCAACAAUACAAAUAACUAUGAAGGAUAACGCUAAUUUACACUCUGUCAGGAGUCUGC